GAAAGCUGAUUGGUCAGACCGUCUGGCUGCGCGCCCCGCCCACAUCCGGGUCUCUGAGGCGCGGUGGCGACGGCGUUGGGCCGCCAUUGUGGUGGGGAACCGCGGGGCGUCGCGGCAGCCGGUGCGUCGCCAUGGCCGCCGUCUUCCCGUACCGCGGCGGCUGCGCCCCGGUGCCCACCCCGCUGGCGCCGCUGCCCGACUACAUGUCUGAGGAGAAGCUGCAGGAGAAAGCCCGCAAGUGGCAGCAGCUGCAGGCCAAGCGCUAUGCGGAGAAGAGGAAAUUCGGCUUCGUGGACGCGCAGAAAGAGGACAUGCCCCCCGAGCACGUCCGGAAGAUCAUCCGCGACCACGGCGACAUGACCAACAGGAAGUUCCGUCACGACAAGCGUGUCUACCUGGGUGCUCUGAAGUACAUGCCUCAUGCUGUUCUGAAGCUCUUGGAGAACAUGCCCAUGCCAUGGGAGCAGAUCAGAGAUGUUCCAGUCUUGUACCAUAUCACAGGCGCCAUCUCUUUUGUGAAUGAGAUUCCCUGGGUGAUAGAGCCAGUGUACAUUGCUCAGUGGGGGUCAAUGUGGAUUAUGAUGAGGCGAGAGAAGAGAGAUAGACGUCACUUCAAGAGGAUGAGGUUCCCCCCGUUUGAUGAUGAAGAACCCCCUCUGGAUUAUGCUGAUAACAUCCUGGAUGUGGAGCCCCUGGAAGCAAUUCAGCUUGAGCUGGAUCCAGAGGAGGAUGCUCCUGUGCUGGACUGGUUCUAUGACCACCAGCCGCUGAAAGACAACAGGAAGUAUGUAAACGGUUCAACAUACCAGCGUUGGCAGUUCACUCUCCCAAUGAUGUCCACGCUGUACCGGCUGGCUAAUCAACUGCUCACUGACCUUGUGGAUGACAACUAUUUCUAUUUGUUUGACCUGAAAGCAUUCUUUACCUCCAAGGCACUGAACAUGGCUAUUCCUGGAGGUCCCAAGUUUGAGCCUCUUGUCAGAGACAUCAAUCUUCAGGAUGAAGACUGGAAUGAGUUUAAUGACAUCAACAAAAUUAUCAUCAGGCAGCCGAUCAGGACAGAGUACAAAAUUGCUUUCCCGUACCUGUACAAUAACCUGCCACACCAUGUCCACCUGACCUGGUAUCAUACUCCAAACGUCGUUUUCAUUAAAACAGAAGAUCCUGAUCUCCCAGCUUUUUACUUUGAUCCACUGAUCAACCCCAUUUCACACAGACAUUCUGUCAAGAGUCAAGAACCGUUGCCUGAUGAUGAUGAAGAGUUUGAAUUGCCAGAGUUUGUGGAACCUUUCCUGAAGGAUACCCCACUCUACACAGAUAACACAGCCAACGGCAUUGCCUUGCUGUGGGCCCCACGGCCCUUCAACUUGAGGUCUGGGAGGACUCGGAGAGCUCUUGAUAUCCCACUGGUCAAGAACUGGUAUCGUGAGCACUGCCCAGCAGGCCAGCCAGUGAAAGUGCGAGUCUCCUAUCAGAAGCUACUGAAAUACUACGUUCUGAAUGCGCUCAAGCACAGACCCCCAAAGGCCCAGAAGAAGAGGUACCUGUUCCGCUCCUUCAAGGCUACAAAGUUUUUCCAGUCGACGAAGCUGGACUGGGUGGAAGUAGGCCUGCAGGUGUGUCGCCAGGGCUACAAUAUGCUGAACUUGCUGAUCCACAGAAAGAACCUGAACUACCUUCACUUGGAUUACAACUUCAACCUGAAGCCCGUGAAGACACUCACCACUAAGGAAAGGAAAAAAUCUCGUUUUGGUAAUGCUUUCCAUUUGUGCCGAGAGGUUUUGCGGCUCACUAAGUUGGUGGUGGACAGCCACGUCCAAUACAGACUUGGAAAUGUGGAUGCGUUUCAGUUGGCGGAUGGCUUGCAGUACAUCUUUGCCCAUGUGGGUCAGCUGACAGGAAUGUACCGAUACAAAUACAAACUGAUGCGGCAGAUUCGUAUGUGCAAGGACCUGAAACAUCUCAUCUACUACAGGUUUAACACAGGGCCUGUGGGCAAAGGUCCUGGCUGUGGCUUCUGGGCUCCUGGCUGGAGAGUAUGGCUGUUCUUCAUGAGGGGCAUCACGCCACUGCUGGAACGCUGGCUGGGGAAUCUGCUGGCCAGGCAGUUUGAAGGCCGUCACUCCAAGGGUGUAGCAAAGACUGUCACGAAGCAGCGUGUGGAGUCUCACUUUGACCUGGAGCUGAGGGCAGCCGUUAUGCAUGACAUUCUGGACAUGAUGCCAGAAGGAAUCAAACAGAACAAAGCCAGAACCAUCCUGCAGCAUCUGAGCGAGGCGUGGCGGUGCUGGAAGGCCAAUAUCCCCUGGAAGGUGCCGGGGCUGCCAACUCCUAUUGAAAACAUGAUCCUGAGGUAUGUGAAGGCAAAAGCUGACUGGUGGACAAAUACAGCUCACUACAACAGGGAGCGGAUCCGUCGAGGUGCCACUGUCGACAAAACUGUCUGUAAGAAGAAUCUGGGCCGGCUGACCAGACUCUACUUAAAAGCUGAGCAGGAGCGGCAGCAUAAUUACUUGAAGGAUGGGCCUUACAUCACUGCGGAAGAGGCUGUUGCUGUGUACACAACCACAGUGCACUGGCUGGAAAGCAGGAGGUUCUCGCCCAUUCCCUUCCCCCCGCUGUCCUACAAACAUGACACCAAGUUGCUCAUAUUAGCCCUGGAGAGGCUGAAGGAAGCUUACAGUGUGAAGUCUCGCCUGAAUCAGUCACAGAGAGAGGAGUUAGGCUUGAUUGAACAGGCUUAUGAUAAUCCUCAUGAAGCUCUGUCCAGAAUCAAGCGACACCUUUUAACUCAGAGAGCCUUCAAGGAAGUGGGUAUUGAGUUCAUGGAUCUCUACAGCCACUUAGUUCCUGUUUAUGAUGUUGAGCCCUUGGAGAAAAUCACAGAUGCUUAUCUGGAUCAGUACUUGUGGUAUGAGGCUGAUAAGCGACGACUCUUCCCCCCAUGGAUCAAACCUGCUGACACUGAACCUCCUCCACUGUUGGUGUACAAGUGGUGCCAAGGCAUUAAUAAUCUGCAAGACGUUUGGGAAACGAGUGAAGGUGAAUGCAAUGUGAUGCUGGAAUCUCGAUUUGAGAAGAUGUAUGAGAAGAUUGACCUGACAUUGCUCAACAGGCUGUUGCGUCUUAUUGUUGAUCACAACAUUGCUGACUACAUGACAGCAAAGAACAACGUGGUGAUCAACUACAAGGACAUGAAUCACACGAAUUCCUACGGGAUUAUUCGUGGGCUGCAGUUUGCUUCCUUCAUUGUCCAGUAUUAUGGGCUGGUGAUGGACCUGCUGGUGCUGGGUCUGCACCGUGCCAGUGAAAUGGCUGGGCCUCCCCAGAUGCCAAAUGACUUCCUCAGCUUCCAAGACAUUGCCACUGAGGUAGCCCAUCCCAUUCGCCUCUUCUGUAGAUACAUCGACCGUAUUCACAUCUUCUUCAGGUUUACAGCAGAUGAGGCAAGAGACUUGAUUCAACGGUACCUGACAGAGCACCCAGAUCCCAACAAUGAGAACAUCGUAGGCUACAACAACAAGAAGUGCUGGCCCCGGGAUGCUCGGAUGCGCCUCAUGAAACAUGAUGUGAACCUUGGUCGUGCUGUAUUCUGGGAUAUCAAGAACCGUUUGCCUCGAUCAGUCACCACAGUGCAGUGGGAGAAUAGCUUCGUAUCCGUUUACAGCAAGGAUAACCCCAAUUUGCUGUUUAACAUGUGCGGUUUUGAGUGCCGCAUCUUGCCCAAGUGCCGCACCAGCUACGAGGAGUUCACCCACAAGGAUGGUGUCUGGAACCUGCAGAAUGAGGUCACCAAGGAGCGCACAGCUCAGUGCUUCCUGCGUGUGGAUGAUGAGUCUAUGCAGAGAUUUCACAACAGAGUGAGGCAGAUCCUCAUGGCGUCUGGCUCCACAACCUUCACUAAGAUUGUCAAUAAAUGGAAUACAGCUCUGAUUGGCUUGAUGACAUAUUUCCGGGAAGCUGUUGUAAAUACUCAGGAGUUGCUUGAUUUGCUGGUGAAGUGUGAAAAUAAGAUCCAGACUCGAAUCAAAAUUGGUCUGAAUUCCAAAAUGCCCAGCCGUUUUCCACCAGUGGUAUUUUACACCCCUAAAGAGCUGGGAGGACUGGGCAUGCUCUCCAUGGGCCACGUUCUUAUCCCGCAGUCUGACCUGAGGUGGUCCAAGCAGACGGAUGUUGGCAUCACUCACUUCCGCUCAGGAAUGAGUCAUGAGGAGGACCAGCUCAUCCCCAAUUUGUAUCGUUACAUCCAGCCAUGGGAGAGUGAAUUCAUUGACUCUCAGAGAGUAUGGGCAGAGUAUGCCCUCAAGCGACAAGAGGCUAUAGCCCAGAACAGGCGUCUGACGCUGGAGGAUCUGGAGGACUCGUGGGACAGAGGAAUUCCUCGUAUUAACACUCUUUUCCAGAAGGACCGGCAUACCCUAGCUUAUGAUAAAGGAUGGAGAGUCAGGACUGACUUCAAACAGUAUCAGGUCUUGAAACAGAACCCGUUCUGGUGGACACAUCAGCGCCAUGAUGGGAAACUCUGGAACCUGAACAACUACCGCACAGAUAUGAUCCAGGCACUUGGUGGAGUGGAAGGGAUCCUGGAGCACACUCUUUUCAAGGGCACUUACUUCCCCACAUGGGAGGGUCUCUUCUGGGAGAAGGCCAGUGGCUUUGAGGAGUCUAUGAAGUGGAAGAAGCUGACAAAUGCCCAGAGAUCGGGUUUGAACCAGAUUCCAAACAGAAGAUUCACCUUGUGGUGGUCUCCUACCAUUAACAGAGCCAACGUAUAUGUUGGGUUUCAGGUGCAGCUGGAUUUGACAGGCAUCUUUAUGCAUGGCAAGAUCCCCACGCUGAAGAUUUCUCUCAUUCAGAUUUUCCGAGCUCAUUUGUGGCAAAAGAUCCAUGAGAGCAUUGUAAUGGAUUUGUGUCAGGUGUUUGAUCAAGAGCUGGAUGCUCUGGAGAUUGAGACAGUGCAGAAAGAAACGAUCCAUCCCAGGAAGUCAUACAAGAUGAAUUCCUCGUGUGCAGAUAUCCUUCUUUUUGCUUCCUAUAAGUGGAAUGUGUCACGUCCAUCAUUGCUCGCAGAUUCCAAAGAUGUGAUGGACAGCACCACCACUCAGAAGUACUGGAUAGAUAUCCAGCUGCGCUGGGGAGAUUACGAUUCCCAUGAUAUCGAGCGCUAUGCAAGAGCCAAGUUCCUGGACUACACUACAGACAACAUGAGUAUCUAUCCAUCUCCCACUGGUGUGCUCAUUGCCAUUGAUCUGGCCUAUAACUUGCACAGUGCUUAUGGGAACUGGUUCCCUGGGAGCAAACCGCUGAUCCAGCAGGCUAUGGCAAAAAUUAUGAAAGCAAAUCCUGCGCUGUAUGUGUUGAGAGAACGAAUCCGCAAGGGGUUGCAGCUCUACUCCUCUGAGCCCACAGAACCGUACCUUUCCUCCCAGAACUAUGGAGAGCUCUUCUCCAACCAGAUCAUCUGGUUUGUGGAUGACACCAAUGUGUACAGAGUGACCAUUCACAAGACUUUUGAAGGGAAUUUGACCACAAAACCCAUCAAUGGAGCCAUUUUCAUCUUCAAUCCCAGAACUGGACAGCUCUUCCUGAAGAUCAUCCAUACAUCUGUGUGGGCAGGACAGAAGCGUCUUGGACAGCUGGCCAAAUGGAAGACUGCUGAAGAAGUGGCUGCCUUGAUUCGAUCACUUCCUGUGGAGGAGCAGCCUAAGCAGAUCAUAGUGACGCGGAAGGGCAUGUUGGACCCGCUUGAGGUGCACUUGCUGGAUUUCCCCAAUAUUGUGAUCAAAGGCUCAGAGUUGCAGCUGCCCUUCCAGGCCUGUCUGAAAGUGGAAAAGUUCGGUGAUCUCAUCCUGAAGGCCACCGAACCCCAGAUGGUUCUCUUCAACCUCUAUGAUGACUGGCUGAAAACCAUCUCUUCCUACACGGCAUUCUCUCGUUUGAUUCUGAUUCUCCGGGCACUACAUGUGAAUAACGAUCGAGCCAAAGUUAUUCUGAAACCAGAUAAGACAACCAUAACUGAGCCUCACCACAUCUGGCCGACCCUGACAGAUGAGGAGUGGAUCAAGGUGGAGGUGCAGCUGAAGGAUCUCAUCCUUGCUGACUAUGGCAAGAAGAACAAUGUGAACGUUGCAUCCCUGACACAGUCAGAGAUCCGAGACAUUAUCCUGGGCAUGGAGAUCUCUGCCCCCUCUCAGCAGAGACAGCAAAUUGCAGAAAUUGAGAAGCAAACCAAGGAGCAGUCGCAACUGACAGCCACGCAGACCCGCACUGUUAACAAACAUGGGGAUGAGAUCAUCACCUCUACAACCAGCAACUAUGAAACCCAGACUUUCUCCUCCAAGACUGAGUGGCGAGUCAGAGCGAUUUCUGCUGCCAACCUCCACCUCCGAACAAACCACAUUUAUGUUUCAUCAGACGAUAUAAAGGAAACAGGCUAUACGUACAUUCUUCCCAAGAAUGUGUUGAAGAAAUUCAUCUGCAUCUCAGAUCUGCGGGCCCAGAUUGCGGGUUACCUGUAUGGAGUGAGCCCUCCUGACAACCCCCAAGUGAAGGAGAUCCGGUGCAUUGUGAUGGUGCCACAGUGGGGAACGCACCAGACUGUGCAUCUCCCGGGGCAGCUGCCGCAGCAUGAAUAUCUCAAGGAAAUGGAACCUCUGGGGUGGAUUCACACCCAACCAAACGAGUCCCCUCAGCUCUCACCGCAGGAUGUCACAACCCAUGCCAAGGUCAUGGCUGACAACCCCUCCUGGGAUGGGGAGAAGACUAUCAUCAUCACCUGCAGUUUUACGCCAGGCUCCUGCACGCUGACAGCCUACAAACUGACCCCGAGCGGCUACGAGUGGGGCAGGCAGAACACGGACAAAGGGAACAACCCCAAGGGCUACCUGCCAUCCCACUACGAGAGGGUGCAGAUGCUGCUCUCGGAUCGCUUCCUUGGCUUCUUCAUGGUCCCAGCGCAAGGGUCCUGGAACUACAACUUCAUGGGUGUUCGCCACGACCCCAACAUGAAGUAUGAGCUGCAGCUCGCUAACCCCAAGGAGUUUUACCACGAGGUCCAUCGUCCUUCUCACUUCCUCAACUUUGCCCUGCUGCAGGAGGGGGAGGUCUACUCUGCCGACCGGGAGGACCUCUACGCCUAGUCCUGCCCUCUCCCCCCCACUCUUUAGUACUGUUGAUAUUCAACAGCGUCUGUCUGUCCCCGCUAUUCCUUCAACAGCGUCUGUCUGUCCCUGCUGCUCCUCCUCGCCCCCCGCGUAGCUCCCCUGCCCCCCGUGCCGUGUCGCGUUGUUGUACCCUCUCCAGUGGCUCAAUAAACCUUUUUUUUUUUUUUUUUUUUAAAUACGAA
This is a messenger RNA of Grus americana (Whooping crane), 7345 nucleotides long. It is a transcript of the gene PRPF8, whose product is annotated as pre-mRNA processing factor 8. Gene Ontology annotation, cellular component: catalytic step 2 spliceosome; U5 snRNP. Gene Ontology annotation, molecular function: U2 snRNA binding; protein binding; pre-mRNA intronic binding. The coding region runs from base 132 to 7139 and encodes 2335 amino acids. The transcript has 43 exons. NCBI's taxonomy places the organism in Eukaryota, Metazoa, Chordata, Aves, Gruiformes, Gruidae. The record is from RefSeq and is a predicted model, not a curated record. Gene Ontology annotation, biological process: mRNA splicing, via spliceosome; spliceosomal tri-snRNP complex assembly.